UUAAUUAUCAAUUUCUCACUGCCCCUCUUUCGUCUCUCUCCCUCUCUGAAAAACCCUAAUUCAACACAAGACAAGCAAAAGGGAAGCAAUCCAUAUCAUUCGGAUUGGAUUAACCGCUGGUUAACGAACAUCGUCAGCUCCUCGCUUUUAAAAAAAGCAGCUUUUGAUCCUCACUGCAGUCAUUUCUGCUGGAUCAGGUCAUUUGUGAUUAGAUACAGUGUUCCAGGUGAUGUUUUGUAAUGUUCUAAGAGCAAGUAGAAGCUUUUAUCUGUCUAGUAAGGCCUUCCAUCUUCCCACUGUAAUAAUUGGUAGUGUUUCUUAUUCAGGAAUCUUCAGUACUAUGAGAGAAGUGAAGGUAAAAGGUGUGUCUAGUUCGUGUACGCUUGAUUCCAAUGGAGAAUCUCACAUCCUACAAUCUGAAUUAGCUAGUGACAGCCAGAGAAAUUCAUCCUUGAACGUGCAAUUCACUCCUGAAAUUGAAAAGAAGUAUGUUCAUCAUGUUUAUGAUGCUAUCGCUCCCCAUUUCAGUUCUACCCGGUUUGCUAAGUGGCCAAAAGUAGCCAAUUUUUUAUCUUCCUUACCUUCAGGAUCUCUUGUCCUGGAUGCAGGAUGUGGGAAUGGGAAGUACUUGGGAUUUAAUCCUGAUUGUUUUUUCAUCGGAUGUGAUAUAAGUGCCCCUCUUAUCAAAAUUUGUGCAGAUAGAGGGCAUGAAGUGUUGGUUGCAGACGCUGUAGAUCUGCCAUAUAGAACGGGUUUUGGUGAUGCGGCUAUCUCUAUAGCUGUAUUACAUCAUCUAAGUACAGAGGGUAGGAGGAAAAAGGCAAUAGAAGAGUUGAUCCGAGUUGUGAAAAAGGGUGGCCUAGUUCUAAUAACAGUUUGGGCUGUAGAACAAGAAGAUAAAUCACUACUUGCCAAAUGGACUCCACUUACCCAAAAGUAUGGGGAAGAGUGGAUAGGACCUGGUAGUCCACGUGUUCGAAGCCCUUCAUCCUGCACAUUGGAAAGCAUUCCAGAAACAGAGGAGAAUGGUUUUGGAGAGCGUAAGCAAGAUUCCGGCCAGAGUUCUAUGCAGAGUUUGCAGGAAAUAACCUCUCAAACUGAAAGUUAUUCAGGGGCUUCUACUGAUGUAAAAAAUGCAAAUAAUCAACAAGAAUAUUUCGUCCCCUGGCACUUACCAUAUCAUCGUGCUGAAGUAAGUGGUGCUUCUGCUUGUGCUCUUGCAAAUGGCCUUGCAAAGAAAGAUGAUAAAAAGGGUGCCGUAGUGUAUAACAGAUACUACCAUGUUUUCAGUGAAGGCGAGCUUGAAAGGUUGGUAGCUGGUAUUGAUAAUGCUGUAAUUGUUGACAGAUUUUUUGACAAAUCCAACUGGUGCGUUGUCCUGGAGAAAAAACUAUGAAAAGCCAAACAACAGAACCUUGCGGGGCAUGGAAAAACUUAAUGUAAACCAUAAGCUCUGCAGCCUGGAACAGCAAAUGUGCGGCUGGUGAUGGACAAAAUCCAUUCAACAUGUUUACAGUGUGCCAUGGGAAAACUGCUUUUUGAUUGUGAGGAAUUGCUUUUGAAUUAUACAAGCUUUUAUUAAAGGUGGUUGACUGCAACUGUAGUGGUCAGCUAUUGUUCUGUGCCACAUGCAAAAGAGAGAGCAUCAAAUAUUUAUUUUGAUUUAUUGCU
This is a messenger RNA of Prunus dulcis (almond), 1671 nucleotides long. Its product is annotated as tRNA (carboxymethyluridine(34)-5-O)-methyltransferase. Gene Ontology annotation, cellular component: cytoplasm; nucleus. The record is from RefSeq and is a predicted model, not a curated record. Lineage: Eukaryota; Viridiplantae; Streptophyta; Magnoliopsida; Rosales; Rosaceae. Bases 230 to 1396 code for a protein of 388 amino acids. Gene Ontology annotation, biological process: tRNA wobble uridine modification. Gene Ontology annotation, molecular function: S-adenosylmethionine-dependent methyltransferase activity; tRNA binding. The transcript has 3 exons.